Dunckerocampus dactyliophorus (ringed pipefish) is the source of this 1850-nucleotide messenger RNA. Its product is annotated as properdin-like. The record is from RefSeq and is a predicted model, not a curated record. The transcript is spliced from 10 exons. Bases 76 to 1809 code for a protein of 577 amino acids. NCBI's taxonomy places the organism in Eukaryota, Metazoa, Chordata, Actinopteri, Syngnathiformes, Syngnathidae.
GGGACAAACAGUGCAGUGGGGGUAGCGGGGGUGGGCUACAUACGGGAACAACAUUCACUGUUCCACUUCUCAACCAUGAAGAACCUGGUCUCGGUCCUGGUCUUGGUCCUGGUCUUGGUCGUGGUCUGUGUGGAUCAUGCACAAGCUGUGAGGUGUUUCUCACACUUCAAGCGCUCGUCAGGUGAGUGUGAGGAAGAGCUCGGUGAGGUUGAUGAAGAUGACUGCUGUCAGAAUCCUCAUUAUGGUUACGUCCCACAAGAUGGCGGCUGUCAGUCCUGUGGUCCUCCAGCAUGGUCUGACUGGUCGCCAUGGUCACCGUGUAACAUCCUGUGUGGGGAGGGGGUCACACAGAGGAGCAGGAAGUGUUUUGGCAUCGGCAAGUGUGAGGAUGGUGCAAACGUACUGCAGACACAACCGUGCAAUGGCACAUGCUGCAAUGCAGGGGGCUGGGCCUCGUGGCUUUCCUGGUCUUCCUGCUCAGUCACCUGUGGAGGUCGCGGGGUCAGAAAGCGAGAGAGGGUUUGCUCCACCACCCCUGAGUGUCGCCAAACCUGUGGAGGGUCUUCCGAGGAGGCCGAGUCUUGUUUAUCAGACAACAGGUGUCCAAUGCACGGCGGGUGGUCCAACUGGUCUGUAUGGUCUUCAUGUUCCGGCUCGUGUAUCCAUGAUCAGCACGAUGGCGUCUCAGUGCCCUCCAGGCAGCGCCAUCGCUCCUGUUCUAACCCUGCCCCUUCCAGUGACACAUGGCCUCCUGGUGACGGUUGCCACGGAGACGGCGUGCAAGUCAAGAGUUGCAGCGAGCUUCCCAAGUGUCCAGUGGACGGGAACUGGGGGGCGUGGUCAGAGAUGAGUCCUUGCACCGCCCGCUGUGGGGAAGGACUUCGAUUUUCCACCCGAAUGUGCAAUCAGCCCGCCCCUAAAUAUGGCGGACGAUUCUGUGAGGGAGCGAGCGCUCUGAGUGUCAUGUGUCACACAAUUUGUGCAGUGCACGGGGCCUGGUCUGGUUGGUCCAGCUGGGGAGAUUGUUCCUCUUCCUGCAUCACAAAAGGCGGAGCUCCUGUCAGGACUCGUCAGCGCUCUUGUUCUAGCCCCGCCCCUUCACUCUUCCCUGCAGGUGAAGGUUGCCAAGGUGACAGCCAGCAGACAGAGGAGUGCAGCCACCUGCCUGCAUGCCUAGGUGACCUCUCUGACUCUGAGCUGGACGGAGGCUGGGGGUCAUGGUCCCCCUUCUCUUCCUGUCCUGUCACCUGUGGGGUGGGGCUUCAGGUGUCACUCAGGAGGUGUGACAGCCCGGCUCCCAAACAGGGUGGGCGUCUGUGUCCUGGGAACCAGCGCAGGACUCGCAUUUGUAUGACCAACAUCCACUGUCCAGUGGAUGGUGUGUGGUCCGAGUGGUCGCCAUGGCAACCCUGUAAAUACCCAUUUAAGGGGCGGGUGAUCCGCUGUAAGCAGAUUCCUGGAAGUCAAAGUCGAGAGCAUCAGUGUUUGCAUCGCGCUCACAACGGCUCUAUCUGUAUCGGCGACCAUCUGAGCGAAUACCGCAUCUGCUAUGAUGUCACCGGGUGUUACUUUAAGGGCAGCUGGGACGGCUGGGAGGCGUGGUCUUUGUGUAGGCCACCAUGUGGAGGAAACUCGCGGCGCCGCCGGAGCAGGAAGUGUGUUCCUGAUUACAGCGACUAUCGUUCCAGCAUGAGUCAUCAGAAGGACAAUGUGACCUUCUACGGGGAUCCCCUUGCCGACUGUGGGCCGGCGCCAGGGGGCGUGACCUUUCAAGCACAGCCUUGCGUCAACGUGCCCGCCUGUGACUGACACUGAUUCACAGGCAUAUUUUGUUGCAUUCAAUAAAGUUG